Messenger RNA from Pichia membranifaciens NRRL Y-2026, 1953 nucleotides. RefSeq lists its product as hypothetical. The coding region runs from base 1 to 1953 and encodes 650 amino acids. NCBI's taxonomy places the organism in Eukaryota, Fungi, Ascomycota, Pichiomycetes, Pichiales, Pichiaceae. Gene Ontology annotation, biological process: protein phosphorylation; mitotic cell cycle; regulation of protein localization to mitotic spindle pole body. The record is from RefSeq and is a predicted model, not a curated record. Gene Ontology annotation, cellular component: centrosome; cytoplasm; spindle pole. Gene Ontology annotation, molecular function: protein kinase activity; protein binding; ATP binding. The transcript has a single exon.
AUGAGUUCUAAAAGACCCCUGCAACCUCUCAAUGACGUCCACCUGAAUAAGGCAAAUGUUCCUCCUUUAACUGCAAAAACACCCAUCAAAGGGUCUGUCACAAAACCGGAAGCAGGCAAGAAGAAGAAGAGAGAGAAGCUUAGCUCCUUGUGCAAGACUCCUCCAAGUAUAGUCAAAAAUAGACAUGGUAGAGGCUAUAGAAGAGGACACUUCCUCGGUGAAGGUGGCUUCGCUCGUUGUUUCCAAAUGAAAGAUGAUACUGGCAGAACAUUUGCAGCAAAGACUGUUGCGAAAGCAUCAAUUAAAAAUGAGAAAACCAAAACUAAGCUUUUGAGCGAAAUCAAAAUCCAUAAAAGUAUGUCACAUCCAAACAUCGUCGAGUUUAUAGACUGCUUUGAAGACGAUGUUAACGUUUACAUCUUGUUAGAAAUAUGUCCCAAUCAAUCCUUGAUGGACCUUUUGAAAACCAGAAAGAUUUUAACUGAAGCUGAAGCGAGAUAUUUCAUGGUCCAAAUUAUUGGUGCUGUCAAAUACCUACACAGAAGAAAAGUUGUUCACAGAGAUUUGAAAUUGGGUAACAUCUUUUUCGAUCCGCAAAUGAACUUAAAAAUUGGUGAUUUUGGACUUGCAACCAUUAUAAAUUCUGCACAUCCAAAGAGAUACACCAUUUGCGGUACACCAAACUAUAUUGCACCUGAGGUUUUAGGUGGUAAGGAAGUCGGACAUGGCUUUGAAGUAGACAUUUGGGCCAUUGGUAUCAUGCUAUAUGCCAUGCUUUUUGGUAAGCCGCCUUUCCAAGCUAAAGAUGUCCAGGUUAUCUAUGAACGGAUCAAAACUAAUGAUUAUAAAUUCCCACCAGAUUCAACCGUGUCCUUAGAAGCCAGACAGCUAAUUAGAGAUAUGCUUUCAACUGACCCUUACCAAAGACCUUCAUUAGAUCAGAUUCUUAACUAUGAUUGGUUCAAAUGUGGAGCAUUCCCAUCCCAUGUAACAGUAGAAUCAUUGAAGCAGAAGCCAAAACAUCUUGCAUUCAUUACAAAAGAAGAAUCAAUGAUCAACCUUGCAAAUUGUAAACAAAUGGUCGGUAUCAAUGAUGUGCCAAAACAUCCAGUGGAGAUCUUGAGAACAGACCUAGAAAGCGAACGCCCAAAAACUUUACUUCCGCAUUCAUUAUCGCCUGAUAAUAACAAAAACAAAUACAAAGAGGUUUCACCUGUAAACAUCAAACCUUAUAAGUCUAAGAUCUCUAACCAAUUGUCAAAGGCUAAGUAUGAUAACAAAAUGGUUUUGAUGUUGAGCGAAUCACUAUCAACUACUUUGAAAAAUAUAAAAGACAUUGAAUCCGGACAACUACAGCCAAAUCCAGAAUUACUGCAAAGACCCCAACUAGUCAGUAAAUGGGUCGAUUAUUCUAACAAGCAUGGCUUUGCCUAUCAACUUUCCAACAAUUCCAUUGGGGUUUUAUUCACUGAAGGACACACCGUACUGAAGUUCCAAAACAGAGAUGACAUUUACUUGAUUCUGCCUGAUGAAGAAUGUGGAUGGAAAGUUGACCACUUUGCUCCUGAGGAGAUGCCAAAAUCGUUAACCAACGAGAUGCAGGUUAUUGAAUUUUUCGAUAAAUACAUGACUGCCCAUUUGUCUGAUGUUUCUAGUGAUACUACCAGCAUUCAAAACGCAGGUAUCUUUUUGAGAAGGUAUACCCGUGAUGACAAUGGUAUAAUGUUCGAGUUAAGCAAUGGUAGUUACCAAUUCAAUUUUAAGGAUCAUCAUAAGAUUGUCAUUUCCGAUUAUGGCCAUUAUAUUACGCACAUCACACCAAAUAAAGAAAUUGAGACAUUGCCUUUAGACUAUGUUUUAGAAAAUGGUAACUUUUAUGAAACAGCAGAUGACUACUUCACAGUGAAAUACAACUUCAUGAAGCAUGCGCUCAGGGAAAAGCUGUCAAUUUAA